AUGCAUGCAAAAACUGACUCAGAGGGGACCAGCAUUGACGCCUCAUGGCUGCCAAGGUCUCCAAGGAGGCCCAUAUACUACGUCCAGAGCCCUUCCAACCACGACGUCGAGAAGAUGUCAUACGGCUCCAGCCCCGCCGGCUCCCCUGCCCAUCAUUACUACCACUGCUCGCCCAUCCACCACUCUCGUGAGUCCUCCACCUCGCGGUUCUCCGCCUCCUUGAAGAACCCCAGAAACCUCUCCCCUUGGAAACACGUGCAGCUUCAUCAAGACGACGACGACGACGAAACGGACGGUCGCUAUGGAGGGUCUACUGAUAAAGUCAGAUUGUACUUGUGUAUUUGUUUGUUCUUCGUUGUCAUGUUCACCGUGUUUUGCUUGAUCUUGUGGGGCGCCAGCAAGGCUUACAAGCCUAAAAUCAUCGUCAAGAACAUCGUGUUCGAGAAUUUUAAUGUUCAAGCAGGUAAUGAUGGAUCAGGGGUGCCAACAGAUAUGCUGUCUCUAAAUUCAACGGUCAAGAUCUUAUACAGAAACCCAGCUACAUUCUUCGCCGUCCACGUCACUUCUACUCCCCUGGAGCUUCACUAUUUCCGUCUCAAACUGGCCGCCGGACAGAUGAAGAAGUUUACUGAAUCAAGGAAGAGUCAGAGGAAGGUGGUGACAGUGGUGAAAGGACAUCAAGUGCCGCUCUAUGGUGGGGUUUCAGUUCUUGCAAGUGCUAGAGAUCAGCAGCACCUUGCGAGAGUCGAGGUUCCCCUGAACUUGACAUUUUUGGUGAGGUCAAGGGCUUACAUUUUGGGAAGACUGGUGAAAUCCAAGUUUUAUAGCCACAUUCGUUGCUUGGUCACUUUGAAAGGCAACAAACUCGGCAAGCCUCUAAACUUGACUAAUUCAUGUAAUUAUGAUUGAUGAUCUUCUUGAUCAUUUCUCAAAAACUAUCUUGAUUACUUCUUGCUUCUUGAAA
Messenger RNA from Pistacia vera, 964 nucleotides. RefSeq lists its product as uncharacterized. The transcript has 3 exons. The record is from RefSeq and is a predicted model, not a curated record. Bases 1 to 909 code for a protein of 302 amino acids. Lineage: Eukaryota; Viridiplantae; Streptophyta; Magnoliopsida; Sapindales; Anacardiaceae.